Molecule: messenger RNA, 6012 nt
Organism: Trichoderma harzianum CBS 226.95
Lineage: Eukaryota; Fungi; Ascomycota; Sordariomycetes; Hypocreales; Hypocreaceae
Exons: 4
Coding region: 346-5667 (1773 amino acids)
Source: RefSeq, a predicted model, not a curated record
CCUAUCUUGAGCUUAAAUUGUUAAAGAGAUUGUGGCGUAAAGAAUGGUACUGACGGACUUAAGGCCUGAGACUUGAUGGUUAGUGCCGGCUGCUAUGGCGACUCCCCUAAAUCUCGAAUUCACGUGCUACACAGCGGUCGACAUCGAUGAACCAAGGCACAAGCCGCAACGUAAGCUCUCAUUCACCAAGUUCUCCCUUUACAACGGUGCGGGCAUCCAUGCGCGGGGGAGUUUGUGGUUCUAGACUCUUCUUUCAUUGUUUGCCACGGUUUAUAGAUUUGCUGACUCACUUGCGCUGCGAACCAUAGAGAAUGCACAUCUGAGUCCCCAGAAGCAUCUGCGACCAUGGCGAUGGACUACUCGAGCCUGCGGGCGGCCGCUCUGCGGGACGGCGAAGACGAAGAAGCCGUCACUGUCGACACCCGCGCUCUCAUAGACAAGGUCCUGGCCCGUUACUCAGGAGAAUGGACGACGCUGCGAGAGCUCAUUCAGAAUGCGGCCGAUGCGCAAGCGACGACUGUUUCUAUCAAGUGGGAGACGCACCCGUCAACAAGCGUCCCUCUUCCCAGCGCUGCGAGCCGAUCCGAACUGUUGAAGCACACGAUAGCUAAUCACACGUUGCGGCGGCUGGUUGUCCAGAACAACGGCGUGCCUUUUACAAAGACAGACUGGGGCCGUCUGAAGAGAAUCGCAGAGGGAAAUCCUGAUGAGACCAAGAUCGGAGCGUUCGGUGUCGGCUUCUACAGCGUCUUUGCCGACUGCGAGGAGCCCUUUGUUAGCUCUGGCGCUGAGGCCAUGGCCUUUUACUGGAAAGGAAACUCUCUCUUUACCAAAAAGUCACACCUACCUGAGGAUAAAUCAUCGCCAUACACCGCCUUCGUGCUAGAUUAUAGAAAUACGACGACUCCUAUGCCGAAUCUGCUCUCCGUCAGCCAGUUUCUUGCUACAAGUCUUACCUUUGUUGCGCUGGAGAAGAUUGAGUUUUGGAUCGAUGACCAUCUGAUUCUUUCUCUCCACAAAAAGACAUCCCCCAGCGUUGACCUGACGCUGCCUCGCGACCUGGAGGCUAGGACAAAAGACAACAUUAUGAAAGUGACAAGCGUAGGUCGUACAAGCACACAGAUUGACGCAUCCUAUAUGAACGUAGUUGGAUGGAAGCCCACAGCAGCAGCAUCCGCUGCAAAAGCCUCGGAUUCAUACGGUUCCACCGAGGCUCCCUCUCUGAGAUCCUUCUUUGCGAGACUCACCACGACAGCCUCAAACAACAGCCUCCUCAAGACAAAGCAGCAGACAGAGGAAACUCAAGCUCAGACGAAAAUCACAGAAGAUGUUACUGCGUUAAACAAAGCCACAAUAUUCCUCAGGGCUACGACUGCCAAUAUCAAGACCCACGUAUCGGCUUCCUUUUCCGCCGAGCUUGAGCGUGCGACCAAGAAGCCUCCACCAAAGACUACAAAGAUAUCCAUUCUCACUACAUCAUAUGAUGAGGCUGAAGCUUCCAAGGGCUCGACCCCAGAUAACGACGCUUUUGCCAAGGCUACAGAUGUUUUUGCUUCUGUGCUGCCAAACAAGAAGCCGGGUGGUCGCAUCUUUAUUGGAUUCCCUACUAUGCAGACAACCGGCGCUGGAAUGCAUAUCUCUGCCCCCUCUGUCAUCCCAACUGUCGAGAGAGAGGCCAUCGACUUGAACGCUCGCUGGGUUAGAACGUGGAACGUGGAACUUCUCCGAGCCUCUGGCAUUAUAGCCAGAUUAGCCUUUGCCAAUGAGAUGAGCGAGCUCGAUCGCAAAGUAAGGCAAUCAUCUGAGGCUGGCAAGAAAAUAUCUGCCGAAAUAGUCAACCGAUUCAUGCCUGAAGCGCUGCACAUUCUAAAGACAUUUACUUUUACCGACUCUACGCCAAGCAGUCAAGUCGGACAGACCAUCGAGGAGGCUUUCUGGACCUGUUUCAGGAAGGCCUCCAUCGAAGUGUAUUCAAGCCGAGGUGUCUUGCAGACAUCGCAAGUUCGUCUAGGAUCGACAGAGUUGAAUGCCUUUGUGGAUAGCAUCCCAGUUGUACCCAAGGACAUGACAGAUGCGCCAUUCGUGAGGAAGCUGAUAGACUUUGGGCUCAUCUCGCACAUCACCGUAACGGAUGUCAAGGAAGAGCUGGAAGCCAAGGCUCUCACGAAGAGCCAAGCCAUCAACUUUAUAAAAUGGGCGGGCAAGAAGAGCUUGACUGGCGAGAUUGACCCAGGGAGCAGGGCUGCGCUUAUGGACGUUGCCGUUGCCACUCUGAGCGAUGAAAACGACAAGGGCGAAAUCGUGGCCCUUGGCAGUAUAAGCAACUAUCUUAGUCUUUCAAAGAUUCCUGCUAAUAUGCCAGUGCCUCCAACAACCGUUCCAUAUGCUCUCAUUGUCAACAUUAGUGCUUCUGAACUGGAAGCUCUUGGGUGGGAGCCCUUGGAGAUUGUGCCGUGGCUGCGCUUCCUCAUCGAAACUACGGCCUCUAGGGCGGAAGAGGAGAGUGUCACUAGAUCUCCCAAAUUUGCUGUCGCUGUCCUUACAGUGUUGUCUAAAAACUGGGAGGCCAUGACUAUGAUUAAUAGGGGCACGAUGCAGAGUCUCGUCCAGUCAACUCCGAUGAUGCCGACUAAGCUGGGCUUGAGAAAACCUACAGAGUCCUUCUUUGCCUCUGUCAAGCUUUUCGAUGACUUGCCGGUUAUCCAAGGUUGCGAAAAGAUAAAGGAGAAGUUUUUGACGGCUCUUGGCGUUCGAAAGACGGUUGAUCUGGAGACUAUCUUUGCUCGUCUGGUCAAUGUUUCCGGUGAAGAUGGCCAAAAGAAAUGGAGUCAUAUGGAGCUCAUUAAAUACUUGGCCUCUGUGCAAAAUGAUAUCCCAUCAGGCGACCUUCGGAAGUUGAGAGAAUCUAGAAUUUGUCCGGCUGAAGCAGGGCCUAAAGGCGCGGAGCCAACGCAGGCGACGACAAAACUGUACAAGGUCUCGGAACUAUUUGAGCCCAAGGAUUCCCUCCGAUCUCUCCGGCUGCCCAUCAUUCAGUGGCCAGGGCCUCCUGGUAGCUUCCGGGCAAACAGCCCUGAAGCUCGAUUUCUGGUUGUCCUCGGCUUGCGGACUUUUCCCUCAGUUCCCGAGCUGGUGGAUAUGAUGUCGUCAGGCGAUCAGGCGCUAUGGACCUCAGCAAUGACUUACUUCAUUGCUAAUCAUCAUUCGAAUCGGUAUAACGCCUUUGAUUUGAGUGACUGCCGCAAACCAAUCCUACCGCUUCAGGGAAGCACCAAGUUGGUAACACCGGGUGCAUGCUUUACCAACGAGAAAGCGGCGGUGCUCGGGUUUGACAUCUUGAGUCGUGACCUUCAUGAUCACGCCAACAAAUUCGGCGUUGCUAGAGAUCCACCCAUGGCCGAGUGUGUUAAUCGUCUGCUUGCCAACCCUCCUCAGAACCAACAGUCCGCUGUGACUCUCUUUAGCUACUUUGCCUCUCGCAUUGGAGAGCUUGGAGAAAGCAGCUUAGUCAAGCUUCGAAAUGCUUCAAUCGUUCCGGUGAAGCGAUCAAGCUCUUCCGCUUCAGAAAAGUCUGGCGCAAAGCUUGCUUAUAUCAGUCCGUCACAGGCAUACAUAGGGACAUCCUCAACAUAUGGGGAUAUCUUUGACUUUGUAGACUUUGGUCCAGAUGGAAACAUCUUUUUGUUUAAAUGUGGUGCAAAGGCCGAACCGACCAAAGUGGAGGUUGCCUAUAUGGCGUGCAAUGAGCCAGCAAGACUUCUGAGCGUGCUCCAGAGCCCCGAGAAGUACUUGGAUCUGCUCAAAUCUUUAGCCGAGGUUACUUCGAAUCUCCAGCGCGAUAAGGAACUUUGGCGCAAGAUGAAAAGCUCACCGUGUCUCCUCGCCUAUAAGGAACUAGUGGCGCCUUCCAAGGGCAAUGCUAAUAGCAAUGAUUUGGAUGAAGACGAAGCUCCGAUUAGGCAGUAUCAGCUUGCUUCUGCUAGCCAAAUCGUUGUGGUGGACGACAUUAUCAGCUACCGCCUCUUCAAGGAGCAUUUGAUUUGCGCCCCUGAAGAAGAUAUUCUCGAGACUUUUUAUAUAAAGCUCGGUGCGUCGAGGCUAAGCAGCAUAGUCCAAGAGGAUGUGCGCAUCGGCUCCCACACAACAAAGCAGCAGCUGGCUGAAUCGCUCAAGAAGCACGUUCUCGAACGGUCCAAGAUCUUCCUUUACGAGUACGCCAACUACCGCCGGGAUGCCAUUAAGCACGACGCAAAGUGGCUCGAGAAGAACCUGAAUGUGGAAGUGGUCCGAUCGGUGGCGCUUCGACGAAGCUUGCAGGGCCAGAGGCAGUCGCACACCGAGAAACGCUCUGCGGCCGCAACAUACAACAACAGGUCAUGGGUCCUGUAUGUGACUGAUGAUGGAAAGCCAGACAUGUACCAGGUUGGCCAAGCGAUAUGCCAAAUGCUGCUUGACAGGCCUAAUCAGCAAGCCUAUCUGUUCUUCGAACCGUUCCUCACCCUGGAUCUCCUCGGACUGAGAUCGCGUGGAUACAACGUCGACCGAAUCCUUCGAGCGAAGGCCGCGGAGGCGCGAAUUGCGGAGGCAGAAAGGCGCCAGGCAUUGGAAGAGGAGCAGAAGCAGAUUCGGGAGAGGGAGCAAAAUUGGGCUCAAUCACAGGCAGAGCAUUCCAAGUCUCAGCAACUUCCGCAGGCAGCAGAGGCUGCACGGGAAGCUCCCAGAUCUCCGAAAUCUUCGCAUCCAUCUAUGCCUGGAGCAUGGGAUUCGCCAGAGGAGAAUGCGCAGGAUAGGAACGCAAAUAACAGGAAGAGCAGGGGCUUGUUUUCGAACCUUAGCCGGCGAUUUGGCUUUGAUACGCAGGAUGACGAUAAGAAUGAUUCUCGAGGACAGGUCGAGCAGUUUAUGGGCAACAACUCAAAUUCCACCAAUCGAGGCCCUGACCAGUCUGGUGGUAGUGGACAAUCGCAAAACGAUGACGGCAAAGUGACCAACCCAGCUGUGGUCCAGCAGAACCUCUUGAACGCCGUCAAUGCAACGCGAGCCCACGGAUCUGAUAGUGUCUACUCAGAGCCUCAGGUCUCCGAGGUCAAAGAACAGGCGACAUACUGCGACAAGAAGCCAGCUCAAAAUAUUACAUUUGUGGCAGAGGCUUCUAACGGCAUGAAAGUCUAUGUGGCCAAGGAAAUGACUGCCCACGCCGCUGCCUUUUUGUCCACAAAUCUCGCUGCGAUUAACUCUUUUGCAUCGCUUCUUGUCGAAAUUGGUAACGUCUACUCGUUGGCGCCAAAGGUGCUUCACAUCUUUCACGACGAAGCUGGUGGAACGAUAGCCUUCAACACUGGUGGAAGCAUCUUUUGCAACUUCCGGUUCUUCCUCCAGCUGCAUGCUGCCCAGAUUGAUGUUCCGAAUGGAGCUGGCAAGGCUGAGGCCGGCACUUGGUGGUGGGUGGUGCUGGCUCACGAGCUUGCCCACAACUUGGUUUCGCUGCACAACUCUGAUCACAGCUAUUAUACUGAAUCAUUUAUUCAGCAAUACAUGGGAAAAAUGAUGGCAAAGACGACGCAGUGGACUCAGGGAGCUCCUGGGCCGUCUCAACCAUCUACUCGACCAACGUCGCAAACAGCGGCAGUGCCUUUAGAUCCUCCGCCGGCAUAUCGCCCGGUAUGAUGAACAGCCCAAUUCGGUGGUUGGUUAAUAUGAUGAAUGCAUUGUGUGGCGUACAAUUUCUGUUUCAUUUCUUGCUUGCGAGGCGUUUGACGAAUACAUUGAAUGAUAGAUGAGGGAAGAAGAAAUGGUCGCAAUGACAUGUUGGGAGCAUGAUUUCCUUAGAAAGGGUGUUGUUUAGACUCUCCAAUUAGACUCAUACACUGAUGAUGUUUCUGCUAUCUUGUCAUCGAGUUGGUUGUGGAUGGGGCAUGCCAAUAAUUGCCGCAUACAUCUUUAAAUCACUCUAGUAACGAAUGAAGUAAAUCGUCUUUAAUCAUUUUGGAAAUUAAAUAAACUUGUCUGAGC